AUGGCAUCGAACUCAUCAACUUGGCUUCGACCACUUGAUCGCAAUGAAACAGCUUGUCUACAAAAAGGUUUCAAACCAAUACGUCUUAUCUAUACAGAACAGCCAUUAACUGCUCGAAUACUUGUAGAUGGUUCAAAAAUUCUGCCUGUUGAUGAUUUAUUACGUGAAUUCUUCUCUCUUCAUCGAAUGCUUCUAUCCAAAGCUCGACUUGAUGAUAUUGACAUAUGUCUUAUGCCUCAUUGUGAUAUUCGUGAAAUAACUGUAAAUCAAUUAACAAAGUUAAAUGGUCAUCAAGAACCUGUACUUCUUUUAACUGCACGUUCUAAUAGUGAAUAUUUACUUACGCGUGAUCUCGAAGAAUUAACAUUUCGUCAACAGACUGGUCUUAAUGUCGAUAUAUCUGUUCUAAAUAGUAUUAAACAGGAUAAUGAACGUCUACGUGAAGAAAAUCAUCAACAAAACGAACGUAUUGUUGAAUUAGAAAAACAAAUAUCUGAUCUAAUAACAAUUCACGAUGAAAUGAAACAAUUAUGUAAACAAUUUAAAAAUGAACUGAAGAAAAAUAUCGAUAAAAAUGAUGAAUACUAUAAAAACUUUGAAGAUUUAGAUCAAAAAUUGAACAAACAAUCAUUACGAGAACAAGAUGUUCUAGUUUCAACAAGAUUAAAAAGUGAAUAA
This is a messenger RNA of Rotaria socialis, 678 nucleotides long. The record is from the annotation of a GenBank genome assembly. Lineage: Eukaryota; Metazoa; Rotifera; Eurotatoria; Philodinida; Philodinidae.